CGGUAGAGAGGGAGGGGAAAAGUUGGACACGGACAAUCUUGCAGGAACUUUUUUCUUCUUUCCUUCUCUGUGGAAGAAGCCUCAAGAAAAACAUUCAGUGGAUUACAUUUGAUUUGCAUCGCCCCACUAGAUUUCCAAUCUGGUCCCUGGAUACAUACGCAUUCAUUAACGGAUUAAUGUGGUCGCAAAUUUGGGGGAUUUAUCAAUAGUUUAAGCUGGUGGCUGAGGUGAGGUGAGGUGGGGUGAGGUGUUUUCGGAGGAGUGAAACCAUGUGGCUUCUCUGCUCCUCUCUGACUCUGUUGGCCCUCAGCUUCGGGUCAUGUGACACGCUGACAUCAGAGCAAGAUGUACAGUGCCCAACGUUACAAGUGGAUGAGUGGAAGUUUCCUCAGACGGCCAAGCACAAUAUCACUGGUUUUAAUCUGGUGAGGCGAUUCUCCUUGCUCAAGAGUGCAGAUGUCAAGAAGAUCCGCAACCCUCGAGGACCCGUCAUCCUCCGCCUGGGCAAGACUGCACUCCUACGCCCCACCGAUCAGGUGUUUCCUCAUGGCCUGCCUGAGGAGUUCACCCUGAUCUUCACCCUGGCAUUGAAGAAGGCUGCCCUGAGAGACACCAUCUACCUCUUCCAGAUAUCUGAUCAGCAGGGCUACCCGCAGCUCUCUGUAGACCUCAAUGGCCCCGAUGCCAGCCUGUCCCUGCGUGCCAGGGGGGUAGACCCCGCAGCAGACCUGGUGAGCUGCGUUUUCACCGGGGAGGGGGUGGAAGCCCUGUUGGACUUGCGCUGGCACAAGGUGGCCUUCAGCGUGCAACACGGAGCCGCCUCUCUCCACGUGGACUGCAACUCCAUUGAGACCAAACCCCUGGAGCCCCAUGGUGUUGUUCCCACUGACGGACACACUCUGCUGGGCAUUCGAGCUUUGGAUGCUGGACCUGUGCAGAUGGACAUUCAGCAAGUGAUGCUGUAUUGUGACCCCUCCCUCGCCAUUCAGGAGGCCUGCUGUGAUAUACCUGGGGCAAGGUGCCCACCAGAGGCUUCCAAAAGCCGUCGUGCUGCUGAGAAUGACCUGUUGGAAAACACUUUCAACCAGGAUAUUUUUGCAUCCAAGGAUGUGGCAGAGAAAUGUGCUGGUUGUUUACUCCUGAAUAGGGAAGAAAAUGUAAUAAAUCUUGGUGGACUUGCUGGGUUGAAAGGGGAAAAAGGCGACCGGGGUGACGGCUGUUCUGGCUCCCAUUCAGGUCCAUGCACAGAGGGAUCCAAGGGCCAGAAGGGAGAGAAAGGCGAGCCGGCACUGCCUGCCAACUGGGGCGAAGCAGCUGGGUACAAGGGAGAAAAAGGUCAAAAGGGAGAGAUCGGUGUACAGGGUCUCACAGGCACUCCGGGGAAGGACGGUCGAGCAGGGUCCAUCUGUGUAGUCGGCCCGAAGGGACAGAAGGGUGCCCCAGGUUUGGUGGGCCCUGAAGGGUUGGCCGGGGAGCCAGGGAAGCCCGGACAUCCAGGCCCACCAGGAGUCGGAAAGCCCGGCCCACCAGGCCCUCCGGGUGAACCGGGUGGUGCAAAAGGAGACAAGGGAGACACAGGACCGAAGGGAGAAGAUGGAUUGCCAGGAGAUCCAGGACCAAGAGGAACAGCAGGGUAUAAAGGAGAGAAGGGUGAUCCAUGCGAAGUGUGCCCUGUGCUGCCUGGAGACAUGGGUAACACAGUGGCUCUGCAAGGAAAGCCAGGUCCUAAAGGAGAUACUGGAUUACCAGGGAUAGGGGAGAGGGGACUGCCGGGGCCCCGAGGUGCAGAUGGCAAGGCAGGACAGAAGGGAGAAUCAGGAUCAGACGGCUCCAAAGGAGAAAAGGGAGACCCCUGCUCUGUGUGCCCCAGUCUUGGGGAGUUACCCCCUAAUCUCUUUCCCGGUGUCAUGGCCAACACACUGCAGCAGAAGGGUGAGAAGGGAGAGCCUGGGAUUGGACAGAAGGGAGAGCAAGGGAAGCCAGGGAAUGUAGGAUCACCUGGUCUUAGAGGAGAGAAGGGUACUGCAGGCAGCAAAGGAGCUGACGGUAAGCCGGGAAAGCCUGGGUCAGGGGGACCCAGUGGCAAGGAUGGACAGAAAGGCUCAAAGGGAGAGCCAGGGCCGCCUGGUAUUGGUCUUCCUGGCCCGAAGGGCGAGUGCGGUGUGUGCCAACCAUCUGAGUUUGGUAGCGGCCCCACCGGCAUCAAAAUGCCUGACGGAACAAGAGGCGAACCAGGCCUUCCAGGUCCACCUGGACUUCCUGGUCUCGGAGCUGAUGGAAAACAGGGCCCACCAGGUCUUGCUGGUACAAAAGGAGAAAAGGGUGAACGUGGAGAUCAGGGAGAUAAGGGAAUGGACGGAGCUGCUGGAGCCCCAGGACUGCCCGGAGAGCCUGGUCGGGAUGGAUCAAUGGGCUUGAAAGGAGAGAAGGGUGAUGCAUGUACCAGCUGUCCUUCUCUGGGCAUUGCGGUGGGUGACGGUUUAGCCGUGCCAGGCCCGAAAGGAGAGAGAGGAGAACCUGGACCCCCAGGACAAGGAAAAAAUGGCAAAAAUGGAAAACUAGGCUUACCAGGAGUGCAGGGGCCCACCGGUCCCAAAGGAGACAAGGGAGAAGCUGGAGCUGCUGGAGUUGGCCUUCCAGGACCACAAGGUGAAGAGGGACCAAGAGGACUCCCAGGGCUUGUAGGGGCUCCUGGAGCCAGAGGACUGACUGGCCCUGUUGGCCCUGCAGGGGAAAAGGGUUUUAAAGGAGAUGUCGGGCCCCCAGGACCACAGGGACCUAUGGCCAUUGGAGUUGCAGGGCCCCCAGGUAGAGAUGGAGCCCCUGGCUCUCAAGGAUUGCCAGGAGCUGACGGCAGACCUGGACUUGAUGGAGCUAAGGGGGACAAGGGUGUACCUGGAGAGUGCAACUGCAUAAUACCAGCGCACUCGGGCAUAGGCGGACCUGGAGCUCCAGGAACUCCAAUAAACACAUGGCAGCCCGGGCCUCAGGGCCCACCAGGACCUCCUGGCCCGCCUGGCCCACCUGGGCCUCGGGGUGUCAAUGGAAUCCAAGGACCACAGGGUAUCCCUGGAAACGACGGGAUACCGGGGAACCCGGGUUUGCCUGCACACAUCAACCCCACUGGACAGCACCUGCUGCCUCAAGACUCUACUAGAGGAGAUGGUGAUGAGGACUGUGGUGAGGGCUGUUCCCAAGGGUUACCAGGGGUGCCAGGUAUGGCCGGUACAAAGGGAGAAAAAGGAGAAGAGGGCAAGCCUGGUGUAACCCCCGCGGACAGCUGUGACAAGUGUUUGGAGAGACUGCAGAGAGUGCAGGCGACACAACCAGUGGAGGACCGAUCCUGCACAGGAGCACCAGGAGUUCCUGGAAUGUCUGGAUUGCCAGGAACAAGAGGAGAGCCAGGCCCACCAGGAGAGAGGGGCCAAGCUGGAAUACCAGGAAACAUGGGACCUCCCGGUUUCCCAGGUCCUCAGGGCCCAUCUGGUUUACCUGGUCAGCAGGGUGAGCGAGGGCCACCCGGCGUCACAGGAUUGAAGGGCGAGCAGGGCCCUCCGGGUACGUCAGGGUAUCCAGGAACCAUGGGACCGCCUGGAAUGCCUGGACUGAAGGGCGAACGCGGGAGCCCAGGAAGCAGCGGUCAGAAAGGAGAAUCAGGUCCUCCCGGUAACCCUGGGUACCAAGGACAGGCUGGCUCACCGGGCAUUAAAGGAGACACAGGACCAGCAGGGCCUGUUGGUGCCAAAGGGGAUCAGGGUUUCCAAGGACAGCCAGGUUUCCCAGGACCACCAGGUCUACCGGGUCUUGCCGGCAAAACUGGAAGGGAAGGGGCCUCUGGGCUCAAAGGUGAAAAGGGCAAUGAUGGCGCGCAAGGCUCUCAGGGACCAACUGGAGCCCCAGGCUCACCAGGAUCCCCAGGGCUGAUGGGCCCCCCUGGCAUUGAGGGACUAGAUGGAAAAGAUGGAAAACCGGGGCUGCGGGGAGAAACAGGCCCUCCAGGCCCAGCAGGACCACGAGGAAUCCCAGGAUUCAAAGGGAAAACUGGCCAUGCUGGCUUCCCUGGGCAGAAGGGUGAUGUUGGACCUGCAGGUCCCCCUGGACCAUCAGGCAGACCGGGACAUGAGGGUGAUCCUGGUACUCCAGGAGCUAUGGGUCGACCUGGACCCCCCGGCCACAUUGGCUCUACAGGUCCAGCUGGACCUCCUGGGCCUUCUGGUCCAUCAGGAGUGGGUAUAAAAGGAGAUAAGGGCCAAGCUGGUGAGAGGGGUCUUCCAGGGAUGGGUGGGAACCCAGGACCACCAGGGCACCCAGGGCCCAUGGGAGAGCCGGGCAGUGACGGUGCUGCUGGCAAAGACGGAGUGGCAGGCCUACCAGGGGAAAACGGGCAGCCAGGUCAAAAGGGUGAGCCCGGGGCUGCAGGCCAAAAGGGUUCUCCAGGGGAGAGAGGUAGACCAGGGCCCCCUGGUGGUGGAGGUUACCACUCUAAGGAUGCACAACCCAUGAUUGGGCCAGUCGGACCCAGGGGUGAGAGGGGAAGCCCUGGCUCAUCGGGCCCCCCAGGGCUCCCGGGAACUCCAGGGUCACCAGGAAAUGACGCUGUAGUCAAUUACGAUGAAAUCAAGAACUUCAUCCGCCAGCAGGUCAUCAAGAUCUUUGAUGAGAGAAUGGCCUACUACAUGUCUCGCAUGCAGAUGCCAGUGGAGAUGGUGGCAUCCCCAGGUCGGCCUGGGCCACCAGGGAAAGAUGGAACGCCAGGUAAUCCCGGGUCCCCAGGUGCACCAGGACUCCCAGGACAGAUAGGCAGACAAGGUCGGCCAGGAGGCCAAGGUCCCCCAGGACCACGAGGACCACAAGGAGAAAAGGGAGAUAAGGGUGUCGGAGAGAUGGGAGAUGUAGGACCCCCGGGAGCACCAGGUGUCCCAGGCCCCCAAGGCUACGGUAAAAUGGGACCCCCAGGUCCAGUUGGCCAGCAGGGUGUUCCUGGUAUCCCAGGCCCUCCGGGGCAGCCUGGGACAAAGGGAAAUGAUGGCCGGUGUAAUCCGGGAGACUGUAUGAGCCAUCAAGUAGAGUACAGCCCCAAGGGCCCACCUGUCAAGGGCCCCUGGUAGAGGGCUAGAAGUGAUGGAGGAAAGUGGCAGAGGGGACUGAAGCAAAGAGACUACGGAGAAGACAGAAAGCCAAAGACCGUGACCCAAAAUUAUUAAAUCGGACCACAAGAUGAUAUAAAGGAGCUCCUUUGUUUUUGAAUAGUAUAGAUUUACCCACACAGAUUUCUACUGUUCUGGGCAAAAAUCCACAAUUUCUUUGUAACGGCCCCGCUGGAAUGAGGCCUGCAAAGACACACCGGCAGCACGUUUUAAUUGCAUCAUUCUUUUUCCCAGUGAAUGCCAAUUCAUUGCUAUAUUACUGCCUCUUAUUUUGGUGUCAACUCUUUUUUGUCUCACUGUGUUUCAUUCCUUUUGUACAUGUUCAGACUACCCAGGGGAGGUGACAAGAAUCACAAUCUGUAUUUUCUUCUCCUUGAUUAAUUCUGGUUUCUUCGGUUUUUGUCAUUUUCUUUGUCUAAGUCUUUGGAGGAGAAUACACACAAUUAUUGUAGCACUUUGCUUCCACCUCUCAUAUCUUUGUUCCUUUCUCACAGAAUCACAUUCGGAGUGCAUCCCAUGCAUUUCUAAUAUUCUGUCUCAGUGCUUGUGGUGUGAUAUAUUAGAAUUUGACUUCUAAGAGAAUAUCCCGAGAAAUGUAUUUCAGUUCUGUAGAAACAGAUGCCAAAACCAGCAUUCAUAACAUUUUUGAUGGAUUGACUGUUUUGUAUAUAUUUAUAUUUAUAUAUAGUGGCUUUUUAUACUUUUUCAACAGAUUUGAUAAAAGGCAAUCCGCAUGGCAAGCCACUUAUUUUUCAUUGUCGAUGGUUAUAAAGCAGCAAAAGAAAUGCCAAAGGAAUAUUGUUCUAAGGAAUAAUGUGUUCAGUAAAAGACAAAAUAUUUAUGUAAGAAAACUGCAUUUACACAAGAAAGCAUAUUGGCUUUUGUAAUUAUGUUGCUAAAGUUCACUUUGUGUUAUUUUUACUCCGUUCAUUUGGAAAAUGCAGCCAUUUUUGAGCAUCUCAUCUCAUUGAGGAUUUUAAAGUAGCUGUAAUAGUAAAUACUAAAAUCUGUCUGCUUCACCAGACACUUGUGUAAGAAAAUAUAAGGAAUAAUUGAGCCCAUUCACCACAGGUACUGUAAUGCAAUACACUGAGCACAGCCACCAAACCCUCUUAUGAUUGCGUAAAGAUAAAGAAAAUAUUCUGAAAAGCAUCGAAACAGCUUUUGUAGUGUUACAUGUUACUGUAUUUUGGGGUUGAUUUCUGUAAUUUUUAAAAUAAUUUUUAUAUCUUGAAAUCUAUGGACUAAGCACUACUUUCUCUGUAGUUUAAUCGGCAGUUUAAACUAUGAGCUGUGGUCAGACUUGUUUCUCACAAGCUAGCCCUUGGGAAAUGUUCAAACCCAAUCAAAUAGCUUUUCAAGCAGUCAGGCUGUGUUGUAUCAAACACUACUCAAAUCCAGUUGUCCUUCUGAGGAUGGAUUCUGAGACAGUGGCCCCUGGGCACAGACAUACUAAAGGUCCCCCACCUCUUUAACAGAGCUGACUGAACUUCAGACUGAAGUUGUAGUUGCUUUGUGUCUCUUUGUAGUUGUUUUGUUUGUCUUUGUAGUUGUGUUGUGUCUCUUUGUAGUUGUUUUGUUUGUCUGUGUAGUUGCUUUGUGUCUGUAGUUGUUUUGUUUGCCUUUGUAGAUGUUUUGUAUUUUUUUGUAGUUGCUUUGUGUUUCUUUGUAGUUGUUUUUUGAAAAAUCUGUAUUUUCUGUGUCUUUGUAGUCGUUUUGUUUCUUUGUGGUUGUUUUGCAUCUCCCUCUUUGGUCAUUUUGUAGUUCUUUGAUUGACUUCUCAACAAGAAAAAUUGCUCAAACAGAGGCUUGGGCCUAUAGGCCUGUGCUAUGUAGGCAUGUUCAGUAAUCCAUCUGUUUUUGUCCAUCAACUCUCCAGCCUGUGUUUAUAUUUCUGUACUGUCAUUGUUGUCCAAGCCAUAAUGUGCCUUGCAUAUGUUGUAUUAUGGAACAUUUGAGAAAAAAAAACAUACAUUUUGAAAGCAAAA
Micropterus salmoides (largemouth bass) is the source of this 7135-nucleotide messenger RNA. RefSeq names its product collagen, type XVI, alpha 1 (gene col16a1). NCBI's taxonomy places the organism in Eukaryota, Metazoa, Chordata, Actinopteri, Centrarchiformes, Centrarchidae. The record is from RefSeq and is a predicted model, not a curated record. The transcript has 71 exons. Bases 270 to 5108 code for a protein of 1612 amino acids.